Messenger RNA from Salvia splendens (bonfire salvia), 786 nucleotides. RefSeq names its product glutathione S-transferase T2-like. The transcript has a single exon. The record is from RefSeq and is a predicted model, not a curated record. The coding region runs from base 1 to 786 and encodes 261 amino acids. NCBI's taxonomy places the organism in Eukaryota, Viridiplantae, Streptophyta, Magnoliopsida, Lamiales, Lamiaceae.
AUGGCAUUAAUGUCUGCUUGGUGUUUCGUGAGUAGGGAUGCAGUUGUUGGCACCAACCAAACUAAUGCCCAUCUAUGGCAAAAUGUUCUUGAUCAAUAUGAGGAAACAAGAAAAGAAAAUCCGGGAAUGGGCCAACAAAGAAGUUCGGAGUCAUUGAGACAACGCUACAAACGACUCAACACAAAUGUCACAAAGUGGGUUGGUGCAUACAAAAAAGCACAUGAUCGAGCUACGAGUGGCCAGUCUAAUGAUGACAUUGAGAAAACCGCUCAACAACUGUAUGGUAAGAGAAAAUUUACUCACCAUAAGGUGUUUGAGGAGGUGAUGAGAUACAAUCCCAAGUGGGAAUUGAAAUUGAAUAGCACCGGUUCAACGCGUUUCCAGCCAGAUGAAGAUAGUCUUGAAGAAAGUCGUGGGAGCUCAAAAAGGUCGAGGACUAGUGAGGAAGGAGGACCUCAAAUCGACUCCACUCCUGAGAGUCGUUCUUCAACAUUGCAACGUCCUACCGGAAGAGAUCAAGCUAAGGGUAAGGCUAAAAGAAAAGGCAAAGAAGUUGCAACGCCAUCGUAUACAAUCCCUAAUGAUUUCACUGCAGCACUGCGUGAAAUGAGAGUCACACGUGAAAGGGAAUGUGAUAUUCAGGAACGGAAGCUCAAGGCAGCUAGUGAUAUUCAGGAACGGAACAUCAAGGCAGCUAUCCUUACUCCGCUGAUGGCUAGGAGGGACUUAACUCCAGAAGAAGAAGAUCUGAAACGCAAUCUAAUAGCAGAAUUGUUUGGGAAGUGA